This is a messenger RNA of Strongylus vulgaris, 330 nucleotides long. The record is from the annotation of a GenBank genome assembly. NCBI's taxonomy places the organism in Eukaryota, Metazoa, Nematoda, Chromadorea, Rhabditida, Strongylidae.
AUGCAUCGUAACAAUGGAGAAGUGAUAGUUAAAGAUAAGGAAUGGGGAAAGUCCUACGAUGAGAACAACGUCAUUGAUGGUGAUCGACAAGUGGCAUAUGGACAUAAUGGAGCCGAACGGCAAACAUCAGCCAUUGUACACGUUACACAACGGCUUGCUAUCUAUCCAUCAGCCACUGGAGGUCCAAAAGAACUAGCAACUGAGUUUUCGAGAAACGUGGUACUGCAAUCAUUAAACAACGCUCCCCAUUGGGACCAUCAUACCACUGAGAUUCUGGCAACGGUUGGUUUCCGCUUACCAUCACAUGAGGGAAUUCACCAUCGAUUAUGA